Diabrotica balteata is the source of this 9672-nucleotide messenger RNA. NCBI's taxonomy places the organism in Eukaryota, Metazoa, Arthropoda, Insecta, Coleoptera, Chrysomelidae. The record is from the annotation of a GenBank genome assembly.
UGUCUUUUCAUAUCCAGUCUCCCACCGAUACUCUUUACCAUCCUCGUCAUCUCCCAUUUUCUUAUCGAUAUGUUUUAAUUAUUGUUAAAUACUUUUUACUUAAGGGUAUUCCUUCUCAUCCUUUACCAUUCCUUUAGAAGUUAUAGAGGUUAUGUAGUUUUAUCAUCAAACAAUUAAAUCAUAAUUUUCUCAAGAAUUAAUUAUUAUUUUUGAAUUACACUAAUUGAAAUUGUCUAGUAUAGAAAAUAUCCAAAAAUAUUUUAAUCUUAAGUCAAAAUCGAUAUGUACAAUAACAAAAUUAAUAACUUUAUAAAAUAAUAAAAUUAAUAAAAAAUCAUUAGCAUUAAAUUCACUUUCAUAUGUAAUUUUAUUGUCAUUCUAAAUUUUAUAAAGCUAUUGUAUAAAAUACGAUUUUGAAUAAAACUAAACAAAUCAAUGUAGGGGAAGUAUUUUUCUAAAUUUGACGGUUUUGGUUUCCGCCAUAUUAAUUUGAAAUUAUCCCCUGCAGAGAAUAGGAUUUUGAUUAAUUUUGACCUUUUGUGUCACUAACAAAGUGUAAAAAUAUGAAGAAGAUAUGUACAUAAUAAAUAGGAAAAUUAAUGUAAGUAAUACUUUUGAGUAUUAGGUUGUUAAGGUUGUUUUUAUUAUUAUUUUAAUCUAGAUAAUAACGCCACGUACAAAUUUGGCGCCACUAACGAUUGAUAAAUGAGAGCGACACGAGCACGGUUGCCAUUUAAGUGAGUGGCAGCACCGUCGCUAUGUUUGUAACGCUUGUGGUGAAACUUUCGUGAAAAAUAGAGAAAGCAAGUUGUCAAAUUGAGAAACUAGUUUUGAUAUCAAAGCACAAAACGCAAUGGAUGAAAAAUCCGAACAUGGCGAUCAAACUGCGGAGACACUCGAGCCAGUAGUCGGGUCGUUGGACGAAGAAGGGAUGGAUAUACAGAUGGACCCGGUAGACACGGAGCGUACCGACACCGACGUUUCGGCAGUGGAGCCAACGGAAAACGCGGGAAUUAGCGAAGACACAGAAACACCAGAAGUUUCUGAACCAAACGUUGAUUCUGCCGAUGGGAACGAUGAUAAUAAUCUAAUUUCCGAGUUAAAUGAUGUUACCCUAUCUGCUGCAGCAACAACUAGCGAAACAGAUUCUUUUUUAGACUCAUUUACCACAGAUAAUCCAACCUCUGAAACACAAACGAAUGAUGAACAAACCAGCAACGCUGCUGAUUCUGACCUGUCAAUGCCCUCACUUGUCCUACCUGAGGAACCCAAUGAAAUCUCAACAGAAGAUAUGAACUUAGAUGAAAAACCAGAGGAAAAGGAAGAGCCUGUUGUAGAUUCUCCCAAAGAAGAUAUUGUUGCCGCCCCUGUAGAGGAGAUGAAGGAAGUUCAAAAGGAACCUGUCUAUUCACUGGAAGAAGAGCUGGAAAGGAUGCAUGAGGAGUCUGUCCAGCCAGAACCAGAACCGGAUCAGAAUCAACCUGUGACUGAAAAGCUUGAGGAAGUUAAUGUUCCUGAAAGUAAAGUGAAUACUCAGAGCAAGCCAACUCCAAUAAUGAAGGAUUCUGAUUUGGAAGAGAUGUUGGCAGCUGAUGAUGUGUUGCAGGAUCCACUAAUGAUUAAAAAUGCCCAACAAGAUCUUAGACAAGUAGAUGUGCUUGUGUGUGGCAAUUGCCAUGGAGUAUUCCACUUCGUAGAAGAAUUUAAGACCCACAAGUCAAAAACUUGUUCGACAAAGUCAAACUCAACGUUAACAAUUGACAAUAACUCAGAAGUAUGGGCUUUCACUUUAUGGAAAACCAAACAAAUGAAGCAGGAGGUCGGACGAGGACAAACUCAAUGGGAGCUGUACAAAACAUGGUGUGCUCUACCGGAAAGUGACAAAACUUCAUGGAUAUCAGCAGGGGAGCUUCUGCAGUAUUGCCACAAAUUGGAGACUGCUAAGGUGACCGAAGUCAAGGUACAUAACAAACCUGUUGCUAAAGAUGACAAAGAUCCGCUUUCUUUGGAUGGUUUCGGUAAAAAUAGUAAUAAGGAAAAUUCCUCAGUUGAUAAUUCUAAAUCGCCUUUGCUCGAUGUUAAAAGAACAGUUAUUAAUAAACCUAAAGCUGUUCCUACGGUUCCGAAGGUAAAUAACAACAGUGCUAACACUAACAAGGCCAUGAGAUCCGCUCCUAAUCUGGAUAAAAGCGAAUACGCUGUGGAAAAAAUCGCAGCGAAGAGGUUUAACCCCAAGAAGAAGACUUGGGAGUACCAAAUUAAGUGGGAACAUUUCACAAGCGAACACAACACCUGGGAACCUUUAUCAAAUCUCAAUCACUGCAGACAAAUGGUGGACGAGUUCGAAGAACAACUUAAGAAAUUGAAAGCGGAAAAGGCCAAGCAACAACAAAUAGCUGCAGCCGCCAGUAAAAAUACUCCCAAAUUGAAGCCGACAGCUUCAUCGACCAGCUCAGCCGCAGCUAGUUCAGCCACAACUGGAUCUAAAAAUCGCCCACAAAGAACGAGCAAACAGAAAGCUCUAGAUCAAGUGAAGGCUUGGUGUGGAAACAUUUCAGACGAAGAGGGCAUUAGUCUAAAACGCUCUCGAUCGCCGGACAGUGACGAGUCCUUCGAAAAAAGAAUGAAGUAUGAAGAAAUGUCGGAAGAUUCGGACGGAGAAGUGUCUAAACCUAAAACGCCGUUGAGGAAAAUUGCUCCCAAGCCGCCGGCGUCUCCGCUACAAGUAAUCAAAAACGGAGUUGGUAAAAACACUCCUUUGCCGCAAAAUAUUCUCAUACCGGAUGCUAACGGGGUAGUUAGGAUCAAUCAGAAGCAGCUCCCUUCUUUGAGCACAGGAGUCUACAUCAUGUCGAAAACGGCUGGUAUUAUAAAAUUGGACUCCAGUACAUCUAAAGUAGCUACGAGCAGCGGCCAGAUGAUCGUUAAAGUGGCACCUAAAAUUGGACAGACUCACAUAAAAAUCAUGAAGAAAGAUGGUACAUCUACACAACAGGUUGUCCAGAUGAGUCCUAAGAGUGUUCAACAAACGCCAAAAGCACUGAAGAGUCACCUGACCAAAGCUAAAAAAAGCUUAUCAGAACUGAAAGCAUCGCCAGUUACACCUAAAAAGACAGAAGUCCUCAAAAAACAAAUUCUAUCAGCCAAGGUAGACACCGAUAAGAAACCGAUGGUCGUCAAGAAACUCCCAGAAUUGGCUCCAAAACCGAGCCCCAAAACAUUCGCGAAAUUAAGGGAACAACCAGAGAUUAGAGAGGACGAAUCUGAUGAUGGGUUGGAAGAAUUGCCUUUCCCAGAAGAGAUCAAAUUGCCGGAACCGGAAGAAGAAGAAAACAGAGAAUUUAUUUUGGAUCCUACAACUGGAAAAAUAGCUGGUGUAGAAUAUCCAGAGCCUGAACCCGAGCCAAUCGAGGAAGCCAAAUCAGACUCGUCGCUAGAUAAUAUAGUUAAGUUGGCAGCAGCAGAUAUAACAGAAGAGGACUUGAAGAACGAGCCCCAGGAGGAACCCAUGGACAUUGAAGUGCACCAUCUAGUUCAAUCAGCGGAACCUGUGAAAAUUAUUAAGACUGAACCUCAGAUUGUACCUGAAAGAAGAUUCCCCACCGCUUCGUCUACGAAACAGGUAGUUAAAAUGCCCGUUACCUCCCGCAAGGUAAUAGCAAACCCGACUUCCAUACUAAACAAGGCCCUGACGGGUCCUCAAGUCAUAAGAAGAGCGGUAACGGGAUCUGCAGAAAAACAACAGCAAAGAGUUCUGAACCAUUCGAUGGCACGGCCCAUAGUGAAUCCGGUAGUUAGACAAACGAAAACAUUCGUCAGGACAAAACCGGUGGCCCCAAAACCGAGGUUUAACAUUGCCAGCGAUAUGUCCGAGAAGUUCAUCCAACCGGAACACAAUUCAUCGCCUAAGAACGUAUAUUCCUUCACUAGGCAAGUCGUUUCUUCUCCUACGAUGCGAAAAAUCGGAAGCACCACCAUCAGGAGUUCCCCCUCGGGUGUGCCUGCAACCAAUAAUCAGCAUAAAGUUCAAACAAAAUACGUCAGAACCAGUUCGGGAUUGGUGCAAAAGGUGAUACAGACGCAGGUGAGAAGGGAGCCCGUACAAGUUCGAGGCCAGCCGGAGAGAAUAGAAAGAAAGAUAGUACAACAAAAACCCAAAACGGUUAUCAAUAUGCCUUCGUUGAUAAGUGACGACGACCUGCUUCUUACAACUAAACCUGCACAACCGAAACCAAAACAAGCUCCCGUUCAACCCGUACAAACGAUAGCCGCCCUCGAAGCACACGAACCGGAAGAAUCGCAUGAAACACACAAAAUAGCUGUGGUUUCAGAACCAUCGAUUACCCAAGUACCGGUCGCCAUUCAACAAGAACCUGAAGAGAACGUAGCGGGCGAAACGUCGGGCAUCAACGCCUUAGCGCCUGAUAUGUCUUCGUUCACGCUCAACGACAACGAUCAUCCGAUCUUUAUUACCGGCGACGAUGGUACCGUGUAUCAAGUAGCUGGACAGAAUGAACAGGGACAAACUAUCCUGUUGACGCAAGGUAGUGACGGCCAGCAGCAGUGUUUGUUAGUGACGAACGAAAUUGCGGAAACGAUGGAGACGCCGGCCGCCGAAGAAGCUGAACCCCAACAACAGGAAAUCAUCCCCGAAAUCAGCCCCGCGGUGACAGAUCCCCUCUCUAUCAAAACAGACGUCACCGAAAAUUCUGAUCAAGUCGUAGCACAAGUGGUUAGAGCAGAACCACCAAGUCCGGGUGGAACCCACAAAGUGGUAGUAAUGCUUCCGGACGGCAACCUGAUGAUAACGCAAGUAUCCCCAGAAGAAUACGCCAGUCUGGAGCUGGAGUAGAUUCAGUGCAGUUUUUCUAAAUUUUUUUUACCUACAUUAAGGAUGUACCUUUUUUACUAUUAAUUCAUUUUUUGAUCUUUGUUAACGUUCAUAUUCUUUUAGCAUUUAAUCCCUCAUUCUACAGACGAUGUGGAUACAAAACGAAAUCAUAUUGGAAUUUAUUUGUUAUAUUAUUGUAAAGAAAACAUUGUAUUAUAAUGAGUUGAUUUGUACAUAUUUGUAUUUAUCUAUAGAUUAUUAGGUAAGAGAUUGCCAAUAAAAAGUUUAGUAUUUAGUUCUUUUGGAGUAUUUUAGAUAGGAUCGAGUCGGGAAUGCUUAUACAAACUAUGACACCACCAUUUUACUAAAACUAUUUUUUCUAUGAAGGAAACACCAUCAGCUUUAUUAAAUAAUUGCGUAUGUCACAACUAGACGUAAAUUGAAUGACGGUUGACACAAAACGUGACAUUUAAAAGCGGUCCUGGGAUGCAAAUGUAUGACAGUUGACAGGACAUUGACAGUUGAAGGGAAAAUCAUUUGGUCUUCUAAAUAAACAUUAUUUUAUUUUUUUUCAUGAUACAUUUUUCUUUAUUAAAGGAAAUAAAUCACAAUUUCAAUUGAAAAUGUUAUAUUUGACGCGUGGGAGAAAAUCUCCAAGAUCGAAACGGAAACAUCAAAAAUAUGGUAUUUUUAAUUAAAAUUGUGACAUAUUUUCAUUAAAAAUUAAAUAAUUUAGAUUAUACCAAUAUUAUUAAUUUGUAGUGACGUCACAAUGAUCAAGUGUGCGUUUACUGAAAAAUAUAAGAAAAAACAAAAAUAUUUCGUUUAUAUUGGUUAAACUGAUUAACUGAUUGUUUUAACCCAGAAGAUAUGAAUUUAUCUAUCAGUCCCUUCCCGUAUCAGUUGGCCCAACGUUAGAUUGAUAAUAAAAUGAAAUUUAUUAAAAACAAUUCGUACUAAUUUUUUCAACUAUAAAACCUUUGUAUCAAAUUUUAAUUUUUAUUAGUCUAUUUUUCACUAUAAUGCGUCUUAAUGACGUUCGUGCUUCGGUUAUUUUACUUUUUCGUACAUUUCUAGGUUUUGUGCCGAACGAACUUGUAGUUUUGUAUCUUCUGACUAUAUUUCUUACACUAUAGAGUGACAAUUGCAACAUAUUCGCGAUUUCCAACUUGGAUUUUCCAGAAUUAAAAAAUCUAAUUAUGAUUGAAAAAAUUUUCCCAUCGAUAACUUAACCUCGAACAAUUGUACAAUCCACAAACGGCAAAAAACUUUACAAUACUACAAAAUACAUUUGACAUUAACUGACAAUAUUAUUGUUUUGAUGUCAUUUUUCCAGCUCUGGAUUUAACGUAGUUAUGAAAAAAUCAACAUAUGUUGAUAUAACUCCGUAGAUACACAUGCCUUUCACUAGCACAAUGGCAUACCAGUACCUAGCAAGCACCAGCCACUGUCCCCAAUCCGGCAAGUGUGUACGUUAACUAGCAUGGUAGCUAAUCGCAAAGAAUUUGAUUUUUCUUGCUAAUCUUGCUAGUAGCAUGCCGUGGAUUGCAAGGCGCAUGCGUAGGAAGUGUCACUGGCAAGUGUGAACGCGCGCUACCGCUACGGGCAUGACAGUAGCUAGUAGAGAAUUGUCAGAUUUGUUAUGUUGGUGAUAAAAAUUGAUAUUUUUAUUUUUAAAUUUGCUAAUUAAAAAAUGUUUCGUUCGGCUGAUGAAAAAAUCAUAAAAUUCAUUUCUAUAUAUAGAGAAUUGGAGUGUCUUUGGAAUUCUAAAUCAUCUCUAUAUAAAAAUCAAAUGGCCCGUGACAAUGCUUACACAAAAAUUAAAUUUCCUGCUCUAUGCAAUGCCUCCAGAGAUUUAUAUGAAUCGACAGUAGCCAAAAAUCUAAGAGUCCUGGGUAGGAUCGUAUAUGGAUUUUUUUUUAAUUUUGCUCUUAUUUUUCCAAGCAAAUUUUUCUCUUUUUUGAGUUCCGCUUCGGAUUCCUUAUUGAAUCUCUGACAAUACCCGAGGUCAUCAGCAAUAUUUGCUUGUUUAAUUCAUUCCGAAUAUCUUCCAUGGAUCCCCUUUUUUAUUGGAAACUCAAAAACAUUUAAUUACAAAACAAGUACUUUAGUUUCAGAUGAAAACCACUCGAUUAUGUACUAGCACUGGCAUGUGUAAAAAUCUACCCUGCUUUUUCGACUUGCCAGUACAGGCAAGCGAGCUACUGGCAUGCCAAUUACUAGCAAAUGUGUUUUGUGCUGGGUGUACAUAUGCCAGCUACUUUCCCAAUUUACUGGCAUGUGUGUACCCGGCUUAAGUAAAUGCAUAGCGAGGGUUUAGUGAUUUUUUUUUAUUGAAAAUAAAUAAAAAAACCAUAAGGGUAAUUUUUAAUAAAUAUUAAUAAAAAUGCCAUAUUAACUAAUAUGGGAACUUAUAAAAACAUGCAGAGUUUAAUUUGUUUAUGGUAAUCGACUUAAACUGCAAAUUCCAAAGGUGUACCAAAUGAUAUUUGAAGGGGCUCGUAUGAUAUACUAUCGUAUAUCCCAAAUUUCUAUAAAAUAACUUCAAAUUAUAAUCUGGUUAAUUGCUGAAAAUAUUUAAAAUAUCCUAUUUUUCAAAACUUAAAUUUACAAUUUUUUUCUGUUUUUUCUUAAUAUAUGAUGUCGUCUGAAGAUAUUGUUAUGGCAGUAUUGUUACACGUAAGUACUUACCUAAUAAUAUUCCACUAAAAAUCCGAGCAUUAUAAAAAAUUUGCUAUUGUAGAUGUCUGUCUAUAAUUCUUAAAGCAUCGUUGGAAAACAAAAAAAUUGCAAGGUAGGUUUUAUGGUUUCAGAAAAUACAGAUGGAGGGAACACAACAGGAAAAUAUUGUGCUCUUCAGGAAACUGAAGUAUGUUAAAUGUUUACUUAUUAAUUAUAAUUAUCACAUAAAUUUGCCAAUAGACAAAUUUUCUUAGGUAGUCCGGUUGUUCCAUAUGUCUUCUUCUAUGGCCCUCUCUCAGUUCUUUAUUUAUUCCUUCGCUCCAAUUUUUUCUCUGUUUACCUCGUUUUCUCUUUCCUUCUGGUUGCCAUUUUAAUAUUUCUUUUGGUAUUCGUUGUUCAUCCAUUCUUUGUAUGUGUCCGAACCAGGUAAGUUGUUUUGUUGUUAGGUCAUCUGUGAUUGUUUGUUCGAAUCUUCCUCUUCUUCAAAAAUCCAUUUCGGUCGCUUUCAGCAUUGCCAGUGCUCUUUCUUUCAGUGGCCAUACCUCACAGCUGUAUAAAGUGAUAAUUUUUACUAUAGUCUCAUACCUCUUUUUAUUUUCUUUGCUGAUACCUAGAUAUUUGUAGUCACAGCAGUGCUAUAUCGUGGUGUUAUCGUCUAAUAUGAGAUCUUUUUGUUCUACUCUAAUGCACAAGUAUUCGGUUUUCUUUUUAUUUACUUCUAGACCCCAUAUAUCAUACUCUUCAAUUAAUUUUUAAUCUUCAUAAUCUUUGGGUCUUUGCAUUUUAGGGGUUACUACACUAUAUUCAUGCACUAUUCGUGAUCUUAAUAAAAUCUUGCUUUUUAACGAACGCCAUAUGAGAAUUAGUCCAGGGAAUUUAAAUCGGUGAUCUUGUUCUCCAUUCAAUAAGCCACUGAUUGAACUCUCCUGGAGUUCUUCAUAUGGGUUUAUUUAAAAAGCAGGAUUUAUAAUACCAUUCCAGCUUCAUUGAAAGAACUAGAUAAUGAAUACUGCGUGCAUGUAGUGUAGUAACCCCUAUAAUGCUCCAAAAUGUUCUUCGUAAUUUCGAACAGCGACCUUAUAAUUGUAUGGACGUUGGCGGAUAUUAUUUUGAACAUUUAAGUAAAUAAUUUAGCUGAUGAGUAAACUGUUUCGAAUUUAUUAAUUUAAAAUUUAGUUCAUUUUAGUCAAGUUUCCUAUUAAUGUUGCCAAUUUCGCUUUAGUGUAGUUGACAUGACUGGAAAUUGAUACCAGCAAAACAUAGGCGUUACAUUUAGUUUUUAAGGGGUGUAACACUUUCAAUAAACUGAUACUGUUUCACAAGACUACAGUUAAUCUCGAAAAAAAUAUGCAUAUCUGAAUUCUUCAGCAAAAUACCUCUCUAACCAUAUAUUCCUAUUAAAUAUUUAAGAAUUAGGAAGGAAGGAGGUCGAUAAUUGACAGUUAUCUAUAUCGUUAAAAGAUUAUCCAUUUAGAAUAAAAAAUGACCUGUCUUAGCAUUUUCACAAAAUCCUACGAAUUUUGCCAAAUAUCAGUGUGGACUCGUCGUCAACCUUGUAUAACCUAAGUUAAAGAUAUAUUUAUACAAUAGUCUGGGGAAACCGCAGAAAUUCUAAUUACUCAGUCUACUGCGCUAAUAACCAUAAAUGAACGGUCUUCUUUAUGUUUGUGCAAUCAUAUCUAAUAACUCAACGUGAAUUUUACUUUUUCCCGAAUAUUUCAGCCUGGUGAGAAAAGUACAGUCAUAUAAAGAAAAAAAAAAGGAAUUUUUAUGGACUAUUUUGGCUGCCAAUGUUAAAUCUUAAGAUGUAAUGUACUAUUUUUUAUACUAAUGAGCAUUAUAGUGAAAAAAAUGACCGCUAGAGAUUAAUAUGGCAUUAACUGUCAAAAUAAAUGUUAUAAAAAUACCCGUCGCGACCAAUUUUGACAGGAACUGUCAGUUCAAAGGUACUUUUUAAUAAAUUUGUGAGUGUUUUCUUUUAAAUGAUAUUUUAUUUUAUUUAUUUGCUGUAGUAUAUUUAUAAAUAGAGAUUCGAUAAACAUUUAAUUUGUAUUUAGAGUAAAAUGGUGGUAAAAGAAUUUGGCUGUAAAAUAUAAAGGUAUAUCUACAAUGUCAUUAUGCUAUAUAUGUUUUUUAAGACUAAAUAAAGUAAAAAUGGA